Molecule: messenger RNA, 2620 nt
Organism: Rubroshorea leprosula
Lineage: Eukaryota; Viridiplantae; Streptophyta; Magnoliopsida; Malvales; Dipterocarpaceae
Source: the annotation of a GenBank genome assembly
ACAACCAUCACUUCAGAAAUUGUAUUUGGAAUUAUAAAAAAUUUCAUUGAGUUUUGUUUUGUAAAUAUAGGUCUUUUGUGCUUAUACUUUGUCCUCAAUAAUUGUUGCUUCAGCAACUUCUAGCUAGAUAUUGUGGUACGUUAUUUGGAAUACACUCCCAAUGCAAAUGCAAGGAAUGAGCUGUCUGUUGCCUCUGACUUUUGCUGAUUAUGUGCUCCCUCAAGGGUACGAUUUGUGCUUGUGUAAUUUGAAGAGUUGAUUUAAGACUAUCUUGUAACUGAAGAUGAUGGAAUUUACUUUGGCCGAUUAUCAGGUGAACUGUGAUUGUUUGCCACUGUACUUGGUGAUAUUAUUAUUAUUUUUAAAUUUCUUAAGUAAUAAAAGAUUUCAUCAGGUGGAAAAUCACAAAAACACAAAAUUGGAGGGAUGAGCUCCCUUCAUGCCAUAAAGCAUAGCUAGUUGUAUGGCCGUAUUUUUAAUUUAACUUCUGUUUUCUCAUUUCUUUCUUUGUGUGAUUUACUCUUCUGGAUGUAAAGGUUGUGAGUUUUCCUUUUUCUUAUCUUAAACCUAGAUGAGACUCUAACAGAAUCUGUAAUGGUGCUAGCUGUUGCGGAUGUGUUAAGUGAUGCAGCCUCUGUAUUAGGUGGUGAUGCAACCUUGAAAAUUCUUUACAUGAAGCUUGUAGAGGCUCUAGCUCACAGUAGAAAUGAAUGUAUUGAAUGGCGACCAGCUGAGGCUGCCUUAUUUUGCAUCCGAGCUAUAUCACAUUAUGUUUCAUCUGUUGAAGUAGAAGUAAUGCCCCAGGUGAUGGAUUUGCUACCAAAACUUCCUCAACAACCCCAACAACUUCAGACUGUCUGCUUAAUCAUAGGAGCAUAUUCAAAGUGGCUUGAUGCUGCACCAAGUGGUUUCUCUAAGUUGCCAUUAGUGAUAGAUAUUCUCAUGAGUGGCAUGCGUUUAUCUGAGGACUCUGCAGCAGCUGCUGCUUUGGCAUUUAGGCAUAUCUGUGAAGAUUGUUGCAAGAAGCUUUGUCCACAUUGCAAAGAUCUCUUUCAGAUAUACUAUACAGCAGUUAGUGGGGAGGGUAGUUUUAAGGGCUCUGCUGAGGACUCAUUGCACUUAGUUGAAGCUUUGAGCAUGGUUAUUACAGAACUUCCACCAGAACCUGCUAAGGAUGCCUUGGAGGAACUAUGUUCAUCAGUUGUUACUCCUUUACAGGAAAUUAUUAAUCAAGGCCCAGAAGGGUUGGAGAAGAAACAUGCUCGGGAAUUAUCAGUCUACAUUGAUCGAUUUGCAUAUAUCUUUAGGUAUGUAAAUCACCCUGGAGCAGUGGCAGAUGUAGUUCAUAGGCUUUGGCCAAUAUUCAAAGCUAUAUUUGAUGUUCGUGCUUGGGACAUGCGGACAAUGGAGUCUCUUUGCCGAGCUUGCAAAUAUGCUGUGAGAACUUCAGGAAGGUUCAUGGGAAUCACAAUUGGAGCAAUGCUAGAAGAAAUUCAAGGCCUGUAUCAACAGCAUCACCAACCAUGCUUCCUUUAUCUCUCUAGUGAAGUUAUAAAGAUAUUUGGUUCUGACCCUUCUUGUGCGAGCUACCUAAAAAAUAUGAUUGAAGCACUAUUCCAGCAUACCAUAUGUGUUCUCACUAAUAUAAAAGAAUUCACUGCAAGGCCUGACAUAGCAGAUGAUUGUUUCUUGUUAGCAUCAAGGUGUAUUCGCUAUUGUCCUGAGUUAUUUAUUCCUUCUGCUGUAUUUCCAUCUUUGGUGGAUUGCUCAAUGAUUGGGAUCACGGUACAGCAUAGAGAGGCUUCGAAUUCCAUAUUGACCUUCUUAUCCGAUGUCUUUGAUCUUGCAAAAUCUUGUAAGGUAGAACAGUUGUUAUCAAUAAGGGAUAGUGUGAUUAUUCCUCGAGGUGCUACCAUUAGCAGAAUUUUGGUUGCAUCAUUAACAGGAGCACUCCCAAGUUCUCGAUUAGAAACGGUAAUGUAUGCACUUCUGGCAUUGACUCGAGCUUAUGGAAUGCAAGCAGUGGAGUGGGCAAAGGGGAGUGUUUCAUUGAUCCCUUCAACUGCUGUCAAGGACGUUGACCGUUCAAGAUUUUUACAAGCAUUAUCAGAUGCUGCUUCUGGGACCGACAUUAACACCAUAAUGGGCCCAGUUGAAGAGUUGUCUGAUGUCUGUCGCCGCAAUCGGACGGUUCAAGAGAUUGUCCAAGGAGCACUGAAGCCACAUGAGUUGAAUUAGGCACUUGUAUCAUGGUUGAAACCCAAAAGCAAUAGUUGAGGGGCCAUUUUUGCAUAGGCCGCUGUCUUGUCUCUUGUAGUAUUAUCAUACAUUCAUUCAUCUUUAUGUAUCAUUUAAUUUUUUGCCUUUUUUAGUUGAGUAUUUGCAUUCAUAUUGGGGAGAGAAUGAUGGACCUUUUGCAUCAAAUAUUGGAGUGCCUGAUUACAUGUUGGCUUCAAUUUUGGGGUGAAAUUAUUGAUAUAGAGUUUGAGUUUAUUGUUGUUAUUAGGAAGAGGUUUUGAGUUUUGCAUGUGAUGUGAAAAUAUUCGCUCUAUUUUUAGGUGAGUGAUGUAUUCGUGGCUUUUAAAAUAUUGAUUUUUUUAAAUAAUUAUUUUUUUAUUUU